Molecule: messenger RNA, 4779 nt
Organism: Bipolaris maydis ATCC 48331
Lineage: Eukaryota; Fungi; Ascomycota; Dothideomycetes; Pleosporales; Pleosporaceae
Biological process (GO): siRNA processing
Cellular component (GO): cytoplasm; nucleus; RISC complex
Molecular function (GO): RNA binding; DNA binding; ribonuclease III activity
Source: RefSeq, a predicted model, not a curated record
AUGGUAUGGAUUGAAAUCGAAGAGGAGCAGGAGGAUUACUUCCCAUCUGAGGAGAAUCUCAUCCGCACCCUAUCUAUCCAAGAUGACGACAAGAUUGAGCAGUCCGGGAAACAUGAUCAUGAAUUGGACGAAGAUUCCGAAGCCGACGAUACGCGUAGUCAUCGUCCUACGACAAGCAUGGAGAAACGCAGAGCGCAGAACAGUAUCAUGAAAGCCUUUGCUACUAAUAUCAGUGCAGUCUUGACGCAGCGAGAGGUUGAAGAUGCAGCUACGAAAAGUGCCAAAGAAGAGCAGCUUUCGAUUCGUGAUAUUCUUGCCAAUCAAGAAACAGCAGUCCGUAUCACAAACCCGCGCGAUUACCAGACCGAGCUGUUCCAGAGAGCAAAGUCUGAGAACGUGAUCGCAGUACUAGAUACCGGUUCUGGGAAAACACAUAUCGCAACUCUUCUAUUGCGACAUGUCCUAGACAUGGAGCUUGACCACCGGGCGAGAGGUGGCAUUCCAAGGAUGGCCUUCUUUCUUGUCGACUCAGUCAACCUCGUUUUCCAACAAGCAAACGUCCUGCGCUGUGGUCUCGAUCAAAAUGUGGAAGGAAUAUGCGGUUCAAUGGGCGCGUCACUAUGGUCAAAGUCGACUUGGCAGAGCUACUUUGAUAAGAACAUGAUCAUAGUCUGUACGGCAGAAGUCCUUGUUCAGUGCAUGAUGCAUUCUUUCAUGACUAUGUCCCAGAUCAAUCUUCUCAUCUUCGACGAGGCUCACCACGCCAAAAGCAACCACCCUUAUGCCCGUCUUAUGAAGGACUAUUACCUCCAAGAGAUAGACGUCUCUCAACGACCCCGCAUUUUCGGCAUGACAGCCUCUCCCGUUGAUACGAAGGGGCUUUCGGCAGAUCAUAUCAAAGAGGCUGCCAGGAAUCUAGAGAAGCUGCUUCAUUCUAAGAUUGCCACCACUGCUGAGAGCACACUCGCCUCAAACAGCAUCAGUAGACCAGACGAAGAAGUCGCAAUGUAUCCCCGCUUGCAGGAAGAGUACGAAACGCCACUACAUCAAAAGAUCAGAGCCAGGUUUGGAGACAUAAGGGCCUUUGAUAAGUACUUUCUCGCAUCAAAACGUCACGGUAGAGAACUUGGACGCUGGGCUUCUGAUAUGUACUGGUCUUUCGUCUUUACCGAUGAGCAGAGUCGCAAAUUGGAGCAGCGGGAACGUCUUAAACAUUCCAAGAACCGGCCGGACGAAGUCAAGGAGUGGGACGCCAAAGUGAAGCGCUUGCAAGAGGCAGCUGAGUUUGUUCAACAAUUCAAUUUCGGCGCGUGCACUCUGAGUGACCAGGAUUUGAGCUCCAAAGUCCAGAAACUUUAUUACUGGCUCAACCUGUAUUACGAACGCAGCGACGAGGCUCGAUGCAUCGUCUUUGUUGAACAGCGACAGACAGCGCGGUUACUACAGCUCAUUUUCUCACAGAUUGGCGGUCCGCACCUCCGGUGUAGUGUACUGGUUGGUAUCAACACCAGUGAGCAUGAGCAAAACAUAUCUCUUCGCAAUCAAAUUCUCACCGUGGCCAAGUUCCGACGCGGAGAGCUGAAUUGUCUCUUUGCCACUUCUGUCGCUGAGGAAGGCCUUGACAUCCCCCAAUGCAACUUGGUCGUCAGAUUCGAUCUUUAUCGUACUAUGAUAGCAUAUGUACAGUCUCGUGGCCGCGCAAGGCAUCGAAAUUCGAAGUAUUUGCACAUGAUUGAAGAGGGCAAUCAUGAUCACCGUGAGCGAGUUAUGGAUGUCAAACUUGACGAGCAAGUCAUGAGGCGUUUCUGCAGAGAGCUUCCGCAAGAUCGUCACAUUGAUGAAUACGACAAUGACAGCAUGGAUCUUUUGACAUUUGAGGAUCAGUUGUACCCGAGCUUCAUCACCAAACUCGGUGCGAAGCUCUCAUUUCGUUCGAGUUUGGCUAUCCUCAAUCAUUUCGUCGCAACCCUGCCUGGACCCGACAGACAAACUAUGCUACAACCCACAUACGUGGUAUGUCCUGACCUCAACUAUGACGGUCUAGAUGCUCAGCGAAGAGGCUUCGUGUCGGAAGUGAUACUCCCAGAGCACUCACCGAUCAACACAAUCAUUGGUGAUGUGCAGAGUAAAAAGGCGAUCGCCAAGUGUUCUGCAGCAUACAAAGCAUGUCUAGAACUCUACAAAAAGGGUUACCUGGAUGACAACUUACUACCAACAACCAUCAGGCGAUUACCAGCUGGAAGGAAUGCCUUGCUAGCACUCGGUGAGAAGAAGAAGGGUAGGUAUUCCAUGCUCAUUAAACCAGAGUUUUGGCAAGCAGGAAGAGGCUUGGUCCCUGCCAGUCUCUUUCUCACGGUUGUUGAUCUUGAUGCUGGUCUCGACCGACCUCAUCAACCUCUGGGCUUCCUUACCCGGAACCAACUCCCGAGAUUGCCAGAAUUUCCAAUUUACCUUACGGAUGGUAGACCUUCCAACAUUGUUUCUCGGUCUUCUAUGGUAUCGCUUCCUGUUUCGGCAGAGGUACUGGAAAUAAUUACAGUGUUUACCUUGCGCAUAUACAAGGACAUAUACAACAAAGAGUUCGAAAAGAAUGCCCAGAACAUGUCUUACUGGGUCGUUCCAGUACAUUCGGAUCGAGUAUCUUCCCUAUCUUCCGUGACUACCUUCGACCAGAUCUUGGACAUGGAUCAAUUGCGCAGAGUUUUCCAUGAACCAACAUGGAGAUGGACGCCAGAUACUACACCCGAUGAUCUUAUGAACCGCUACUUUGUAGAUCCAGGAAAUGGAGGACGACGCUACUACUCCGAACGCUUUGCGCCUCACCUCAAGCCGCAAGAUCCUGUUCCCAAAGGCCUUUCUCGUCAAGGCCACAAAUUCAUGAGCAGUAUUCUAGACUAUAGCGAUAGCACAUGGACAAGGAACAGGAACAUCUUGAAAUGGAACCAGUCACAACCAGUUCUUCAAGCCGAAAGGAUCCCUUUACGUCGAAAUCAGCUUGCGCACAUCGAGGAUAAGGAAAAGGGAGAUUUCAGUAACCUCAAGAUAUACAUUUGUCCAGAGCCUUUCCAUAUAUCCAAUCUUGCGACACCAUUCGUAGUCAUGUGCUAUGUGUUACCGGCUAUUAUUCACCGCUUCGAAAGCUACCUUAUUGCAUUGGAAGCUUGUAGUGUCCUGGAGCUCAAAGUCAACCCAGCGCUUGCCUUGGAGGCUUUGACAAAGGAUUCUGAAAAUUCGGAAGAGCAUGAUGAAGAGAAGAUCAACUUCAAAAGUGGCAUGGGCCCGAAUUACGAACGGUAUGGAUAUGAGCUUCGCAUGAAUGGGUUCAAGCUAACACUGGGGCUUAGUUUGGAGUUCCUGGGCGAUUGCUUCUUGAAGAUGGCGACAUCUCUUUCCGUCUUUGUUCAACAACCAGACGAAAAUGAAUUUGAAUUUCAUGUUCGUCGCAUGGAGAUGCUGUGUAACAAAAACCUUAUGGAGACGGCGGUAGGAAACAAGAAAGUCGUUUCUCCAGAAGGCACGGAGAAAGACCUGCAACUGUACAAAUACAUUCGUACAGAAUCUUUCUCUCGUCGUACAUGGUAUCCUGAAGGCCUAAGACUACUCAAGGGCAAGGGUGCGAACAAAUCCCAAGACGACUGGCUUAAGCUUACACACAAUCUGGGAGACAAGAGCAUUGCCGACGUAUGUGAAGCUUUUAUCGGCGCAACCUUACAAGAGCAUUACACAGGUGAUCGAUGGAGACCCAAUGAUUGGGAUGAAGCAGUAAAGGCAGUAAAGCUCUUUGCCAACAGCCCAGACCACACUAUGUCAAAGUGGUCAGACUACUAUGAAGCCUACCAGAAGCCGAAGUAUCAGACUGCAGAGGCAAGUGCAGCGAUGCUGGACAUGGCUCGAAAGAUUGAGAUGAAGCAUCCUUAUCACUUCAAGUACCCUCGCCUCCUUCGAUCAGCAUUCGCACAUCCUUCAUAUCCAUACAUGUACGAGAAUAUACCCAACUACCAACGUCUUGAAUUUGCCGGGGACGCGCUCCUCGACAUGGCGUUCAUUACACACCUCUACUUCAAGUAUCCAGACAAGGACCCUCACUGGCUUACCGAACACAAGACACCAAUGGUAUCCAACAAGUUCCUCGGCGCCGUAUGCGUCAAGCUAGGCUGGCACGUCUACAUCAAGCAAAACACAGCCACGUUAACCAACCAGAUCCGCGACUACGUCCUGGAAGCCGAAGAAGCUGAGCGCGAAGCCGGCGGCGCAGUCGACUACUGGGUCACUAUCAGCGAGCCGCCCAAGUGCCUCGCCGACGUCAUCGAAGCCUACGUCGCCAGCAUCUUCGUCGACGCCGAAUUCGACUUUGGCGUCGUCCAGACCUUUUUCGAAAUGCACCUCAAACCCUUCUUCCUCGACAUGACGCUCGACUCUUACGAAAAAUUUGCAUCGAACCAUCCUACUACGCGUCUUAGUCGCCUGCUCACUAUCAAUUUCGGAUGUAUUGACUGGCGUAUGGGCGCUCUGGAAACGGAAACUGUUAUUCCUGGCAAGGGCAAGGCGAUUGCGGCCAUGGUCUUGAUUCACGGUAAAGUUCAUUUUUACUCGUUGGGUCAGAGUGGGAGGUAUGCGCGGGUUAGGGCUAGUCAGGCUGCGCUGGAGAAGUUGGAGGGUUUGCCACCGUUUCAGUUUCGUAACGCGUAUGGGUGCGAUUGUGUGGACGAAGAAGCGGAGGGAGAGGGUUCUCAAGCAAAGCAGGAACAGAUGAGGGAAGCGAUGGGGUUGAGCAUUUAG